This is a messenger RNA of Diversispora eburnea, 3567 nucleotides long. The record is from the annotation of a GenBank genome assembly. Lineage: Eukaryota; Fungi; Glomeromycota; Glomeromycetes; Diversisporales; Diversisporaceae.
AUGUCUACUGGGAAAGGUUCAGGUUCAGGUUCGCGAGUAGGUCGUCUUCAAUUUAAACAGAGACUCAUAUCACCGUCAGCAAAACAAAUUUCUACUCCAGAAUUAUUGAAACGACUAAAGAGUUUAUUUGGAGAAAUUUCUAGAACAGAACAAGAAGAGAUUGACGUGGAAUCUCUUAGGAGCGUUACUCGCGACCUCAUACAUUCUAGUCUUAUUAAACAUAAAGAUAGAGGAGUAAAAGUUUACGUUGCGUGUUGUGUAUCGGAUUUACUAAGACUUUACGCACCUGAUGCACCGUACACUGAUUACGAACUCAGAAAUAUAUUUGAUUUAUUUGUUCGUCAACUUCAAAAUAUUGGUAACAUAAAUGGUCCUUAUUAUGACCUUUAUUUUCAUUUACUUGAAAAUUUGGCAAGAGUAAAGAUAGUUUUGUUGAUAUUGGAUUUACAAAAUCAUGAAGAACUCUUAAUUGAGUUGUUUCGUAAUAUAUUUGAUGUUAUCAGACAGGGAAUGUCAACGGUUGUUCAUUCACAUAUGGUGGAUAUUCUUGAACAAUUAAUAAAUGAUAGUCAAGAAGCUCUUCCACAAGAAUUGGCAAGUGAAGUUUGUAAAGCCUCAACGGAUAAACUUCAAAGAUAUAUUUGUCAAUAUUUUACUGAUGUAAUUGUCGCUGCCGGAAAAUCAGGAGCACCUGCCGAAGAAUUGAAUGAUUUUAAAACUGCUCAUGAGUUAAUUAAAGAAUUAAACCGAAUAGCACCUGGAUUAUUACUUAACGUUAUACCACAAUUGGAAGAAGAAUUAAAAUUGGAUGACUUGAACCUUCGCAUGCUUGCCACUCAAGUUCUUGGAGAAAUGUUUUCCGAAAAGAAUUCCACAUUAGCUAGUCGUUAUGAUAAUGUUUGGAAGAUGUGGUUACUUAGGCGUAACGAUAAAAUAGCUGAUGUUAGAUGUGCUUGGACCGAAUAUUGCCUUCCUAUAUAUAUUAAUCAUCACGAAUUGGCUAAGCAAAUUAAUGAGGCUAUUAUCUCCAAGAUGUCGGAUCCUGAUGAUAAAGUUCGUAUCACUGUGUGUAAAGUUUUUAGUCAAUUAGAAUAUGAGUGUGCAUCUAAACUUGUAGAAAAAGAAUUAUUUGUUGAAUUAGCUAAGCGUUGUCGUGAUCGUAAACACGGUGUUAGACAAGAGGCAAUAAAAGCUCUAGCUCGCUUAUAUAAUUUGGCAUACAUGGAAAUUGUUGAUCAUGAUGCAAGUGCAAUCGAAAAGUUUGGAUGGAUUCCUUCAGAGAUAUUGAAUACUUUAUACACCAACGACAAUGAAAUCAUAGCGUGUGUUGAGAAGGCUUUACAUGAUGAGAUACUUUCACCUUCAAACGAUGAUUCGAUUCGUAUGGAAAGAUUACUUGUUGUUUUUGAGUCACUUGAUGCAAAAGCAAAGAAAGGAUUUUUUUCAUUAUUUCAAAGACAACGAGAUUUGUGUGAUAGAUAUAAAGAAGAUAUGGCAAAUAAUGAUAGCGAAAAUUUUACUAAUGUUUUAAAUCAAGUUGUUCAACGAAUUUCGGAUAAAUUACCUGAUCCAUUGAAAUCUGCCAAUCAUCUCUCUUCUUUCCCUAAACUCUAUGAUUCUGGUGUUUAUAAAAUGAUAAGAGAUUGCAUGAAUCCGCUUUCUGAUUGGAAGACCGUAAAAAAAUCUGCUGAAGAAGUCCUUAAACGUAUCGAACAAAAUUCUAAUUCUUCGUUAGAAACUUUUUCAAUACUUAUUCGUAGAAUCAGCAUGGCUAUUAUAAAUAGGGACUUGGUACCUUUACUUGUAUCUAAAAUAAAAUCAUCGGAUUCUAAUGUCGCGCAUGAAUUAUUUCAGGAUAUCUCAUCUCGAUUUCCUGCUAUAUUUAAACCUCACCUUGAUGAGCUGAAAAAAUCAAUCACUGAUAACGAAAAUCCAUUAAUAGUUGAGGAUAGCUUACAGGCUUUCUCCAAAUUAUCUAUUGCUUCUCCUGAUGAAAUACCUCAAGAUCGAGAAUUUGUACGUCGCUUUAUGGAUUAUGCACUUGAAGGGUCUCCACGUCAAGCCAAAUUCGCUGCAAUAAUAUUGGGUCAUGUUCGUUAUAGGGAAAAUAUCUGUAGGGAUUUAUUGAACGAGAUAAUUCCUAAACUUUCACUUGACACACCACACCUUUUGGCAAAUCUCUCUGCACUUAGUCAAUGCGUUUUGUAUUCUCCCGAGACUUUUGACGAAAAAGAAGUGGCUAUCACGGAUUUUAUACUCAUGUUACUUACGACGAAUCCAACCCAAGAAUCCAACAUUGAUUGGGUCGACGAUGAUGAUCUCAGUGAUGAAUUCAAAGCUAAGAUAUUGGGAUUAAAAGUUCUUGUUAACCGUUUGUUAGCACCAAAGGCAGCUGCAGAUUUGGCUAAGAAAGUCUUCAAAUUACUUUGGACUUUAAUAAGAGAAGGUGGUGAACUUCUCAAAGAUAAAUCUACUAGUCUAUCUCUUCAGAGUCGAUUACGUUUGGCUGCAAUGCGUUCUGUAUUGAAGCUUGCAACCCAAGAAAUUUAUGAUUCAAUGAUUUCUAUUGCUGAUUUUCAAGAGCUUGCUUUGAUGAUACAAGAUCCCUGUUACCAAGUACGGUUGGCGUUUGCCUCGCGACUUGUUAAAUAUUGUGGUGGACAUCGAUUGAGUUCUCGAUAUUUGUCUAUAUUCUUUUUGAUCGCACAUGAUCCUAUGAAUGAUAUACGUGAAAUGGUUAAAGUUUUUUUGAUUAGGCAGUCACGAGAAAAAAAAAUAAUUCGUAAUAGAAACUCAGUACCUAUAGAAAUGUCAUUAGUUCGUUUAAUAUAUAUUCUUUCACAUCAUCCUGAUUUUUCCCGUGAACCAAAAGUUCUUAGUGAAUUUGUAGUAUAUAUUGAUUUCUUUUUGGAAACCAUUGCAAAUUCGGAAAAUAUAUCUUUUCUAUUACAUAUUUCCGGACGACUAAAACAAGUAAACGAUGAACAGUCUUUGGAUCAAUGCGAGAAUUUAUGUACAUUGAGUGAUAUAACUCAAUAUCUUAUAAGAGCAAAGUGCAAAUCAAAUUCGUGGGCUUUACCCGCGUAUCCAGGACAAGUCGAAUUACCAUCUGACUUAUUUAAGAAUAUAUCCAGUCCUGAAGUUAUUGCCGAGAUUACGAAAAAAAAUUACAUUCCAAAUGAAUUUCUUAAAGAACUUGAAAAAACUCAUUCUUCAACACAUCAUAAAAGUGAAAAGCACAAAGCAAAUAAAAAAUCACGUAAAAAGUCUUCUACAAGUCAGUCGUCAUCAAAGAGACGCAAGUUUGGGGCAGAUGCUCCAGAGACAUCACAGUCUGCGACCCGAAAGACUGCGCCUAGAGCGGCGAAGUCAAAAAUCAAGUCUAUGGCAGAUAAUAAUGUAUUAUCUGAAGAACACGAGGAUGAAUCAGAUGAAAUGGAUGAGUGGAAACAGAAAGAAGCAUCAUCCUCUAUCAAAGAGAAUAUUGACAAUAUUGACAAUGAAAUAACUCAACGAUGGAUCGGAAAAAUUACAGAAUAUAUUCUUGAUAUUCUCAAAGAAAUUUGA